Molecule: messenger RNA, 2256 nt
Organism: Aspergillus affinis
Lineage: Eukaryota; Fungi; Ascomycota; Eurotiomycetes; Eurotiales; Aspergillaceae
Product: putative AAA family ATPase GCN20
Exons: 8
Coding region: 1-2256 (751 amino acids)
Molecular function (GO): ATP binding; ATP hydrolysis activity
Source: RefSeq, a predicted model, not a curated record
AUGGAGGCGGAACUCCAAUCACAGAUUCCUGGUCUUGACCAUGUGAUCUCCGAGUAUUCUGUGGGAUAUUUGACCCAUGCCUCGAAGGCUUACGUCGAGGAUGCUAACGCUCCGUCCCCUGUGGCGGAAGCUGCUGAUAUGGUCACUGAGCUUUUGCUUUCCGCUUCCGGGGAUUUCUCACCUCAGAAUGAAAGCUCUAUCAGAAAUCUAGUGGAGAAGUUCAUAUCUUCGCUGAGCGCUUCUGAUGACAUUGAUGGAGAGCGCCGGCAGAUGCCAUUCACCGCGAAAAAGCUGGACCAGGCCAUCAACGUUGGCUCCCAGAGGAACAUGUCUUCAACUCUAGGCCUUGCUGGAGGCAAUGUGGACUUGGAAUCCGCCAACUCUAGGAAGGUGGAGUCUCGUGUAGACCGCAAGAAGCUCGAAAAGGCAGAACGUAAGAUUCGUGCCAAGCAGGAAAAGAAACAAAUGAAGACCGUGCAGUAUGAAUCGUCACGUCUUCUGAACCAACCGGAUAGUACCAUGUCUUACGAAGAGUUCUUCAUGGCUGUCAAUCCUCUCCAGCUGGGUUCCGACUCACAGGCCAAGAGCAAGGAUAUCAAGGUUGACAGUAUCGAUAUUUCUGUCGGUGGCCUCCGUAUCCUAACCGAUGCGUCUCUUACUUUGGCCUAUGGUCGUCGCUAUGGUCUUGUGGGUCAAAACGGUAUCGGUAAAAGUACCCUUCUGCGGGCGCUGAGCCGCAGAGAGGUGGCAGUUCCUAGCCAUAUCUCAAUUCUUCACGUCGAGCAAGAAAUCAUGGGCGACGAUACCCCUGCCAUCCAGGCAGUUUUGGAUGCCGACGUGUGGCGCAAACGCCUACUGGCCGAUCAAGAGAAUAUAUCUAAGCAGCUGGCCUCCCUCGAAGCCGAAAGAUCCUCAAUGGCAGACACCUCGCAAGAUGCAGCCAAACUGGAUCAUGAGAGAGAGGGUCUUGAUAUUACCUUGAGUGAUAUUCAUUCCAAGCUUGCAGAGAUGGAGUCGGAUAAAGCAGAGUCUCGUGCGGCCAGUAUCUUGGCGGGUCUUGGUUUCUCGCCCGAAAGACAGCAAUUUGCGACGAAGACCUUCUCUGGUGGUUGGCGGAUGAGAUUGGCUCUGGCCCGAGCUUUGUUCUGCGAACCAGAUUUACUUCUGCUGGAUGAACCUUCAAACAUGUUGGAUGUUCCGUCCAUUACGUUCUUGUCCAAUUAUCUCCAGGGCUAUCCUAGCACCGUGCUGGUGGUUUCUCACGAUCGAGCCUUCUUGAACGAAAUUGCUACAGAUAUAAUGCAUCAGCACUCCGAGAGACUCGAUUACUACAAGGGCGCCAAUUUCGAUUCCUUCUAUGCGACGAAGGAGGAGAGGAAGAAAAAUGCGAAGCGUGAAUACGAGAAGCAGAUGGCCGAACGGGCACACUUGCAAGCGUUUAUCGACAAAUUCAGGUACAAUGCGGCCAAAUCGUCCGAGGCACAAUCAAGAAUCAAGAAGCUCGAGAAGAUGCCCGUCUUGGAAGCCCCGGAGGCCGAUUAUGUGGUUCAUUUCAAAUUUCCAGAAGUCGAGAAAUUAUCUCCGCCCAUUGUGCAGAUGUCCGAGGUUGCCUUUGGAUAUACCAAGGACCGUCCCCUUCUUAAAAAUGUUGACCUUGAUGUUCAGCUUGACUCCCGUAUCGGCAUUGUGGGACCCAACGGUGCUGGUAAGACAACUGUGUUGAAGCUCCUCACGAACCAACUCCAGCCCACCUCUGGUCUUAUCUCCACAAAUGCUAGGCUGCGGAUCGGAUUCUUCGCCCAGCAUCACGUGGAUGCUUUGGAUCUCACUACUAGUGCGGUGAGCUUCAUGGCAAAGACAUAUCCCGGAAAGACGGAUGAGGACUACCGGAGACAUCUGGGCGCGUUCGGCAUCACUGGCACGACAGGUCUCCAGCGAAUGGAACUCCUGUCUGGAGGUCAAAAAUCUCGUGUCGCUUUCGCCUGCUUGUCCUUGACAAACCCUCAUAUCCUCGUUCUCGACGAACCGUCCAACCACCUCGAUAUCGAAGGUAUGGACGCAUUGUCCGAAGCUUUACAGAACUUUGAAGGCGGUGUUGUCAUGGUGUCUCACGACGUGACGAUGCUGCAGAAUGUCUGUACUAGUCUAUGGGUGUGUGACAAGGGCACGGUGGAGCAAUUCGAUGGCACUGUCGAUGCCUACAAGAAAAAGAUCAGUUCGCAGGCCAAUGAAGCUGGUGUUGCGGUGGCCCACUAA